GAACGCUGGGCAGGCGAGUCACCUUAGGCAAUUACUGCCGCUCGCCUAGGCUGGCCGCUCACUCGGAGCCGGGGCAAGGAGCCGGCUGCCGAGCCCGGGGGCAGCUGCCAGCAAUUCUGGAGAGGCUCGUCAGCCCGCCGCUAUGGAUCUAUUCGACUUUUUCAGGGACUGGGACUUGGAACAACAGUGUCACUAUGAACAGGACCGGAAUGCACUUAAAAGAAAAGAGUGGGAACGGAGAAGCCAAGAAGUCCAGCAAGACGAAGAUCUCUUUGCCUCAGGUUUCAGUCUUUUUGGGGAACCCUACAAGACAAACAAAGGUGAUGCACUUGCCAGCCGCGUCCAGAACACACUGGGAAACUAUGAUGAAAUGAAGGACUUAUUAACCAAUCAUUCCAAUCAGAGCCAACUAGUGGGAAUUCCCAAGAAUUCUGUACCCCAGACUCCCACUGAAAAAAAUGAACCAAACUUUUUUCCUGAACAAAGGAACCGGAUGAUUGCACCUCAUCAGGGCGGUAGCCACUCAGCAACAUCAGUGCCUCCUCCGACUUCAGGGACCUCGAGUUCAAGUGUAUUACAUAGUCACCAGAACAUCAGAAAAGCAAGAACCGAUUGGCCACGGGCUGGCCACAGCUCCACCAUUACCCAGGCAAGCCAGUCCACUGGUCAGCCAAAUCGAAUGAAACAAAACUCUUCCCAUGAUCAGCCUCAAGGCAGAUAUGAAGACCUUUUCAGUUGUCCAAGUGAACAACCCCAAAAUGGAGGAAUGGAGGAUGCCAACACAGCAACAACAUCAUCUCAUUCAAGAAGACUUAGCCAUUCAAAGUCCAGUGGUGGAGAGCCUUCUUAUAAAGAGAGCAUUCAAUAUCCGUCCCCAAUAGAUUUUGAAUUUUUAGCAAAUGGGCCUAUUUCUCCACUCCCUUCCACAUCUUUACUCUCUGCAGCCAGUAGUCUUGCAAUUCAAAAUUUCCCACAAGGUCUUUACUGCAAAACAAGUAUGGUUCAGCAGAAGCCUACUGCUUACGUGAGACCCAUGGAUGGUCAGGAGCAACUCCCAGACUUCUCCCCCACACUGAAGCCGAUGCUCGAAAUUGAGAGUGGAUAUUCAAGUCAAACAUUUGGGACACUGCUGGAGGGAAAACCUAGUGCAACUACUUCAAAGGCUAAACUCCCAAAGCUCACCAUCCCUCAGCCAAGUGAAAUCAACCUUUCUAGCGAUCCCAGCUGUGUGGAAGAAAUUUUGAGGGAGAUGACUUACACCUGGCCUCCACCUCUUACUGGAAUUCAAACUCCAGGAAAAGCAGAACAGACUAAAUUUCCCAACUCAGGCAAGGACCUCCAACUUUCGACCUCAGGAUACAGUACACAAAAGUGGAGUGACACAGACAUCAAAGUACCAACCAAACCACCUGCUUCACAGAAGUCAAUGCUUGAAGACGACCUGAAAAUCAGCAGUGACGAAGAUGAAAACGAGCAGGACACUGAAAAGGCCAAACCCAUGGACAUUCCUUCAAACCCGACAGUGCCACCUGCCCCUGAGCCUGUGCUCAUCCCCUCCAGUGGGGGGUCAGAAAGCUCCAGUGAAUCCGACAGCAGUUCUGAGUCUGAUUCUGACAGCGAGAGCACCUCGAGUGACAGCGAGGGCAACGAGGAAUCCCGCAGUAACACGCCAGAGCCAGAGCCCCCUUCAGCCAACAAGUGGCAGCUGGACAAAUGGCUGAACAAAGUAAACCCUCAUAACAAGACAAUUAUAAGUAACCAAAAUGAAACUUCCAGUGAGAACAGUUCUCUACUUUCCAUCACCCCCCAAACUGAAGUUCAGAAUAAGGGAAAAGUCACUUCUGGCCUAUUCCAGAUUGAACCCAAAGAGAGGCCCCUCCUGAGCCCUCUUCGGGAGAAAGCUCGCCAACGGCUUAUCCAGAAACCACCUCCUCCUCCUCCUCCUCCCCCCCCCUCCCCCUCCCCCUCCCCCCCCCCUCCUUCUCUUGAGGCCAAAAACGCCAGGCAGAAGUCGCCUGCUCAAACUGAAGCAGCGCCCCCAAGGACCAUAGGCAAAAAGCCACCGCCAAAGGUCGAAAGGACACCCAGCACAGAAGAAUGCCCCUGGCCUAGACCAAAUCCUCAUCCCAGCAACGCUCCCAAAGACAGAGACACCCAGGAACACCCAGAGCAGGCCAAAGCACGGAAUAGAGCUGCAGUUGGAAAACUGGCCCCAAGGAAAGAACCCAAACUUACUGCAGCAUUUAUUGCUGAAAAGAAGAAGUUCCGAGGCCCUGGGAAAAUGGUCCCCAAGUCUCGAGAAUUUGUCGAAACCGAUUCCUCCACUUCAGACUCCAACACUGACCAAGAUGAAGCCUUACAGGUCAAAUCGCUGCCUCCUGGUCCCCCUUUGACCAGCACCCUCAAACCUAAGGAGACUCCAGGCAAUGGCAUCGUAAACGUCAGCACUUUAACGGGAAGUAGCAGCAGCAGCAGCAACAGCAGCCUCUGUAUGGAUGGCACCACCACUGAGGUGGAGGAGCAGCUUUUCUCACCUCUGCCUAUCGUGCAAACUGAACUUCUGUCCCCCAUACGUGAUUACGACGACGCGAAAGCACUUUGGGUCAAAAUAGAUCUUGGCCUACUGUCUCGAGUACCUGGCCGAGACCCGCCUGAAACCACUUCCACCAAGACCGAGCCCAGAGAGAAUAAUACCAAACCACCACAGACACAGCCAGCACAGUCCCGAGAGUCACCUGGCCCUUCAUUUGCUGAAAAGGUGCCUGCCAAGAACAAGAGGAAGUACAAGCCAUCUGACCAUUUGGACCUAUUUGCUGACAACAAGAAGCAGCGGCUAGAAGAUAUCCCACCUUCCUGCCUGCUUCCACCUUGCAUUUCACCAAUACCUAGCAGUCACAGAUUUCCAAGCACUAAAGAAAAUAUUCUAGCCAAAAAAGUGACUAAGAAGAGAGAUGACAAGCUAUUCCCACCUCCACUGUCCCCAUUGUCGGAUGAACCCCUACAUCGACGCAUCAGUUCUGACAGCAACAGUUCCUCCAGUCAGGAAGCUCACAUGCCUACUGCUUUUCCAGCUGCCAGUUGUUCCUUUGCCAGACACAGAAAGAAUGAGAGCAAGACCCACUUAAACUUCAGAAUAUGUGGUGAAGAUACCUACAAUCGGGGGCCCAGCAUUGGGCUUCUGGAUAGUAACCAACUGGAGAUGGCUACUUGGUCUUCAAUGUCAUCCCUGGCCAAUGGGAGCUCUGAGUCCAGAAGACCUCGGAUUCAUUUUGAUGACAUGCCUCACAAUGCCGACUAUUACAUGCAGGAGGCCAAGAAGCUGAAGCACAAAGCUGAUGCACUGGUAGAGAAGUUUGGCAAAGCCGUAUAUUAUACUGAUGCAGCCCUCUCCUUCAUCGAGUGCGGUAAUGCAAUGGAGCGGGACCCAUUGGAGGCUAAAUCUCCAUACACCAUGUACUCUGAAACCGUGGAGCUCAUCAGGUACGCCCUGAGGCUCAAGAAUUUCACCUGCUCUUCUGCCACAGAAUGGGACAAAAGACUUGCGAUUUUAUGCUACCGAUGCUUAUCACUCUUGUACUUGAGGAUGUUUAAACUAAAGAGGGACCACGCCAUGAAGUAUUCCAGAUCUCUGAUGGAAUAUUUUAAGACUUCUUCCAAGGCUGCCCAGACACCAUCUCCAUGGGGAAGCUGUGGAAAGAGCACCGAUGCACCAUCACCUUUGUCCCUCAGCCCUUCAUCAUCAAGUGCUUUACCAUCAUUGGGACCUAUUGUCAUUCCUCACCGAAUCCAUCACAUGGCAGCCAGCCACGUCAACAUCACUAACAACGUGCUUCGUGGCUAUGAACACUGGGACAUGGCAGACAGACUGACUAGAGAGAACAGAGAAUUCUUUGCAGAUUUAGAUUCACUGAUGGGGCCUUUGACGCAACACAGCACAAUGACCAACCUGGUUCGUUACAUCCGCCAAGGACUGUACUGGCUUCGCCUAGAAGCCCACCUGUCCUAAUGGCUGAACCGUCAUCUUCAUCAUCCCAUAGUUCUACCUCUACCAGCGCACUGACGAUCACUGGUGGAACUUCACUCAUUUGGGAAAUAUUUUUUGAUUUGCGUGUUCAUUUUUAUGCCUCUUUUGAUAUCUGUGGGAAGCAGGAAUCACUCAAUGUAAGUGGACACUACACCUCCAGAGUAGUAUAUGUUAAGUCAUCUAGCUAUUUUGGGUCAUUUUAGCUACAUCUUUCCAACCGUGUACCCCUUCUAUGCUUUACAGAAUACUACAUUCCCUGCAGUCUUAUUUCAUGUCCACACUGCCUAAAACUAAAAAUGGAAAGAAAGCACUUUGUGAAGAUGACGGAUUCCUGAGAAGUAAAGCAUAAAUGUCUUACCUAUGUAAAAGAAGAGAAUUUAGACACAGAGAACCUGCAGAGAUUACAAUUUUAUAAAUCAUAUAGCUGUCCCCCAAAUCUAUAUUCAUAUGAGCCA
This is a messenger RNA of Dromiciops gliroides (monito del monte), 4479 nucleotides long. RefSeq names its product AF4/FMR2 family member 2 (gene AFF2). NCBI's taxonomy places the organism in Eukaryota, Metazoa, Chordata, Mammalia, Microbiotheria, Microbiotheriidae. Gene Ontology annotation, biological process: regulation of RNA splicing. The record is from RefSeq and is a predicted model, not a curated record. Bases 143 to 4006 code for a protein of 1287 amino acids. Gene Ontology annotation, molecular function: G-quadruplex RNA binding. The transcript has 21 exons. Gene Ontology annotation, cellular component: nuclear speck; nucleus.